This is a messenger RNA of Striga asiatica, 926 nucleotides long. The record is from the annotation of a GenBank genome assembly. Lineage: Eukaryota; Viridiplantae; Streptophyta; Magnoliopsida; Lamiales; Orobanchaceae.
UACACUGGUCCAACAUUCAUAAAAGCCCAAGGAUGCCACAAAACCCUACCAACAGAACCCCAAAAGCUUUUACCAUUUGACGCAUCCCCCAUCGCAGACGCAGAGAGUCGGCAAAUAGAGGCGAAAAUGGUGGUUUACAGGUUCCAUCAGUACCAGGUGGUCGGAAGAGCUCUGCCGACGGAGACGGAGGAGCACCCGAAGAUCUAUCGCAUGAAGCUUUGGGCCACCAAUGAGGUUCGCGCGAAGUCCAAAUUCUGGUACUUCUUGAGGAAGUUGAAGAAGGUGAAGAAGAGCAACGGUCAGGUUCUUGCCAUUAACGAGAUCUUUGAGAAAAACCCGACAACUAUAAAAAACUACGGUAUCUGGCUGAGGUAUCAGAGUCGGACAGGCUACCACAACAUGUACAAGGAGUAUCGUGACACGACUUUGAAUGGUGGUGUGGAGCAAAUGUACACUGAGAUGGCUUCUCGACACAGGGUUCGCCACCAUUGCAUUCAGAUCAUCAAGACUGCCACUAUCCCGGCCAAGCUCUGCAAGAGGGAGAGCACGAAGCAGUUUCACGACUCUAAAAUCAAGUUCCCUUUGGUGUUCAGGAAGGUGAGGCCACCCACCAGGAAGCUCAAGACCACUUACAAGGCAUCCAGGCCCAACCUGUUUAUGUAAUUUUCCCAUUCAAAAGGGGAUAAGAAGGAAUUAUCUGUGUUUGUUUUAAAGAACAGAAAAAUCUGUUAUUGACUUUUGAGGAUUGUUCUCGGUUGUGGAAUCAUUUGCCCUUUUUUAUUUUGUUUGGUGUAAGGCGCGAUUUUGGCUCGUCGUGGAUUUGGAGUUAUGGAAUGCAAGCACAAUGAAAGCUUUUUAUUUUAUUUUAUUUUAUUUUCUUCAUGUGGAGAUUUUUCUAAAAUGGCAGCAAUAUUUCGUAUGAGAUA